Molecule: messenger RNA, 447 nt
Organism: Funneliformis geosporum
Lineage: Eukaryota; Fungi; Glomeromycota; Glomeromycetes; Glomerales; Glomeraceae
Source: the annotation of a GenBank genome assembly
GGGAACCCGGUUUUGAAGAAGAAUUGAAAGAAGGGCAAACCGAAGACAUAUCUAUAGUUCUAGAGCAGGAGUUGGAUGAAGGAGAAAGUCAUAUUGAAACAACAAACGAAUCUCAAACAGGUCAAGAAGAUGAUUUAAAUGUUGCAAAUGAUAUUUUGCUUAUUGCUCGAGAUAUCUAUUUGGAACUAGAUACUAACGAGGCAAAAGUAAGCCUUGGCGAGGUACACAUGAAAUUGGGAGAUAUUUCACUUGAACAAGAAAAUUUUGAUCAAGCAGUAAUGGAUUAUAGAGAAGCAGUAAAAGUGAAAUUGGCUUUAGCUUUAUCUGCAAGUACUGAAGAGAGUCAAAAUGAUCAAGCCAUUGAGCAUGUCGAACAAGCUAUGAAAGUUUUAAAUAAGUGUAAAAAAAAAUUACAAGAAAAGUUGGCUUCCGUUCAAGAAACUUAUG